Molecule: messenger RNA, 1005 nt
Organism: Fonsecaea erecta
Lineage: Eukaryota; Fungi; Ascomycota; Eurotiomycetes; Chaetothyriales; Herpotrichiellaceae
Exons: 1
Coding region: 1-1005 (334 amino acids)
Source: RefSeq, a predicted model, not a curated record
AUGAUUCGACCUGCUAUAGCAUCGCUGUCCCUGGGCGCCCCGGCUGUGCACGACAUCUCGACAAGACUGCGCGAAGCAGCACGCAAUGGAUUUCAUGGGGUUGAAAUCAUAGACACUGAUAUCGACACGGCCGCAGAGAAGCUCCCAGGAGGAUUGACUUACGAAAAUAGGUUGCAUGCCGCAAGGCACAUCCGAAAGCAGUGCGAUGAGCUUGGGUUGAGUGUGGUGGUCUUUCAACCAUUCCGACAGUACGACGGUCUACUCGACCGCAAGCAGCACGAAGCCAUGAUAGAGAAGCUUCAAUUAUGGCUCGACAUCGUCAAGAUCUUGGGAAGCGACAUGAUUCAAGUGCCAACAAAUUGGCUGCAGGAAGGCUCGACGGACAGCGAGGAGGUCGUGGUGGCUGAUCUCAUAGAAAUGGCCGACAUGGGUCUUGCAGAGCGCCCUGUAGUCCGGUUCGCAUAUGAAGGGGUAGCCUGGGGCAAAUAUAUCGACACGUGGGAAGGCACAUGGGAGAUGGCAAAGAAAGUUGACAGACCUAACUUUGGGCUCUGCUUGGACACCUUCCAUAUAGCUGGUCGAGUAUGGGGGGAUCCCACCGCACCAACGGGGCGCACUGGAGAUGCCGACCGUGCUUUAGAGAGGUCCAUCCAACGCUUGGUCAAGGAGCUAGACGUUGAGAAGGUGUUCUACGUCCAGGCUGGAGACGCUGAGAAGCUGGAGCCGCCAUUGAGCCAGUCUCAUCCCUUCCAUGCUGUCGACCAGCCUGCAAGAAUGAGCUGGUCACGAAACGCGCGCCUGUUCCCAUACGAGGAAGACCGUGGCGGCUAUCUCCCUAUCGAGCCAGUGAUGAAAGGCAUUGUUGAAGGGCUGGGUUAUGAUGGAUGGGUCAGCAUGGAGCUGUUCUCGCGGGAGCUGUCGCGGCCAGACCCUGAGUUGCCAACACGGUUUGGUGCUAGGGCUUCAGCAUCGUGGAAGAAGAUGAUUGCGGCAUUGAAACAAUGA